This is a messenger RNA of Cajanus cajan (pigeon pea), 696 nucleotides long. The record is from RefSeq and is a predicted model, not a curated record. Lineage: Eukaryota; Viridiplantae; Streptophyta; Magnoliopsida; Fabales; Fabaceae.
GAAAGUAGAUUGUCAAUAUUGAUAGGAACAAAUGAGAUCUGACGCCUUUGAAACAGCUAAGAUUUAUCGCCUUCUUCUCAAGGCAGUCAAGAAACAUAUUGGGAAGGAAGAGAACAAGAGACAUUUUAUAGAAUUUGUAACCUCAGAGUUCCGCAACAACCAAAAUUUGUCUGAUGGUGUGGCAGUCCAACAGAAAAUAAAGCUUGCUCGUGAUUAUACUUAUCUUCUCAACAGUGUACACCAUCACAAGGAUUUACUUUUCUCAUACAAUAUUGCCGUGGAUAGAUCAGAUGAAGUAAGAAGGACUCUUGGAAAAUCUGCUUCAAGUGUUGGUCUUCGGCUUCCUGAGGUCUAUCAGCCAUAAUGAUUGGAAGUGUUAAUUUUUACAUGCACGGAGCAUGCCUUUGUAGUUUGUAUUACUGCAGAGAAGGGGAAACCAAAUUGAAGCUUACCUUAGUUUUCCUUCAUUAUUGGUAAUUACCAUCCCAGCAGAUUUUGUUUGGGUGACUGUUUCUUCUGAAUGAAAAAAUGGUUUCAUAGCUAUUUAUCCAGAACAAAGAAACUAAGAAGAAAAAGAGGGGUGAGAAAUUGAGAAUCAGAGUUGAUGAAUAAAUUAUAUCAUUCACGCAGUUGUUCAUUUAUUUCUAAUAAAUAAAUCCUAUUAUCUGAGUGAUGAUAGAUAUCCUUUCAAAUUAA